Messenger RNA from Metopolophium dirhodum (rose-grain aphid), 3426 nucleotides. RefSeq names its product serine/threonine-protein kinase PAK mbt (gene mbt). The transcript has 9 exons. Gene Ontology annotation, molecular function: ATP binding; protein serine/threonine kinase activity. NCBI's taxonomy places the organism in Eukaryota, Metazoa, Arthropoda, Insecta, Hemiptera, Aphididae. The record is from RefSeq and is a predicted model, not a curated record. The coding region runs from base 352 to 2142 and encodes 596 amino acids. Gene Ontology annotation, cellular component: cytoplasm. Gene Ontology annotation, biological process: protein phosphorylation; intracellular signal transduction; regulation of MAPK cascade.
GCUACACGCAGUACACAUACCAGCUUAGAGCUCAGAGCAUUCCAUUUUGUUUACAUUCCAUUCCGUCGCAGUGGCCGUGCGUACACCCAGGGUAUUAUCUUCAAUUCUGUGUACGUGAUCGCUUUUUACCGUUUUCAAUUCCGUCCGUUCGAUUUCAAUCCGCCGUUAUUUGUUAUUCGUUUUCUGUUUUUUUUUUCGUCGUUCGCGAUCAUCGUUUUUACACUUACACACACACGUACGUACCUAACCCGAGUACACGGCCGAAUCGAAAUCGCGUCUGCAUGUUUUAUUUAACGGCAAACACCAUAGUGGUCAUCGCAGCAUCCAGCCAGCCAGCCGUCCGUGUGAGUAAUGUUCUCAAAGAAAAAGAAAAAACCUCAAAUAUCUUCACCUACAAAUUUUGAACACAGAGUGCAUACUGGCUUUGAUAAACGUGAAGGUAAAUUUAUAGGUUUGCCUCUACAAUGGGCAAGCAUAGUUGGUAACAAUCAAAUACUGAAGAGCACCAAUAGACCAUUACCUCUGGUGGAUCCAUCAGAAAUCACUCCUACAGAAAUAUUGGAUUUAAAAACAAUUGUGCGUGGUGAAAAUAAUCCAAAAAUCAACAAUAACCCUGUUAACAUUCGAAAUAAUGAAACAGCUGGACUUCCUAAAACAUCUAAUGUUGCACGUUCAAACUCGUUGCGUUCCUCAAGUCCACCACGAAUUCGGAGGCAACAUCCAAAUGUACCUCCGCCAUUGCCAGAAAAUGAAGUGUUAGUAAUGAACCAGAGUUUAGUACCACAACAUUUACCACAAUAUCCAACACCUAACAAUACUCAAACAAAACUUGAUUACAGCAAUAAAUUUAUAAAACCAGGAGGUUCUGAAUGGUCUGCUCAAGAAACGCCAGUAUUACGAAUAAAUCAGAACAAUACUCCUACAGGCCAAACAAUAAUAUCCGAUCAAGGUGGAUCACAUUCAUAUCAUUCUGCGCAAAAUGGAAAUAUCCCACCAAUAUUUUCUAAUGGCUCAGCAGUGGACUCACCAUCCGGAAGUCAAACAUCACAAGCCAAUACUCCCGUGCCACCAAAUCGUACCCAUCCUGUUAUUAACAAUGCCCAGAUUGUUAGUACAAACAAGGGCAUUGCUCAAAGUCAUACUCGAAAUCAAGAUCAGAACCAAAAUAUUAAACCAACCACAAAUGGAAUAUCAACAGCUAGUACAAUGUCAAUUCCUAGUAUAGCUACAAAACAACAUCAUGAGCAACAACGCAUUACACAUGAACAAUUCAGGGCUGCCCUUCAACUUGUUGUUAGUCCAGGAGAUCCUCGCGAAAAUUUGGAUAGUUUCAAAAAAAUUGGUGAAGGGUCAACGGGUACUGUUUGCAUAGCUACAGAUCGAAUGACCAGUCGUAAAGUGGCUGUAAAAAAAAUGGAUUUAAGGAAGCAACAACGUAGAGAAUUGUUGUUCAAUGAAGUUGUCAUAAUGCGAGAUUAUCACCAUGCAAACAUUGUUGAUAUGUAUGACAGUUUUUUGGUUGGCGACGAAUUAUGGGUUGUAAUGGAAUACUUAGAAGGUGGAGCACUUACUGAUAUGGUAACACACACUAGAAUGGAUGAAGAGCAGAUUGCUACUGUUUGCAAGCAGUGUUUAAAAGCAUUGGCAUAUUUGCAUUCACAGGGGGUAAUACAUAGAGAUAUAAAAAGUGAUUCCAUACUUUUGACUACUGACGGAAGAGUGAAAAUUUCCGAUUUUGGUUUUUGUGCUCAAGUAUCUCAAGAGUUGCCUAAGAGAAAAUCAUUAGUUGGAACACCCUAUUGGAUGUCUCCUGAAGUGAUUUCACGUUUGCCAUAUGGGCCAGAAGUUGAUAUAUGGUCAUUAGGUAUUAUGGUCAUUGAAAUGGUUGAUGGUGAACCACCUUUCUUUAAUGAACCACCUCUUCAAGCUAUGAGAAGAAUACGUGACAUGCCUCCACCAAAACUUAAAAAUUCCAAUAAAAUAUCACCCAGACUACAGGGCUUUUUAGAAAGGUUAUUAGUCAGGGAUCCAGCACAAAGAGCAACUGCGGCUGAACUUCUACAGCAUCCGUUCUUAAGAUUAGCUGGUCCUCCUUCGCUGCUAGUGCCAUUAAUACGAGGGUCCAGGCAUAGCAACUGUUAAAAGGUAAACGACUCAUUGUUCGUUUGUGCAAUUUUUGUUAUUUAUUAUUACAUUACUUUUUUAAUUAUAUAACAAUUUUUUUUUUUUUACCAAAAUUGUGUAUUAUUGAAGUUACUUGUUAAACGUAACUUACAUUUAAAAUUAAAUGCAAUUGAUUAUUGUAUUUUUUAUGAUUGUAAUUGUAUGUGGUAUUAUGUAAUAAUUUUAGACAUCGAAAAUCUUUUCACUUUUUUUGUCACAAGCUCAAUAUGACAUACUUAAUGUUGAAUAAUUAGUGCCUUAAAUGUAAUUUCUGAAUACAGAGAUUCAUCAAUUCCAUUCUCCAUUAUUGUAUAUGAAGAGAAAACCAAAGAUGGAGUAAAAAUAGGGUCUACCUUAAUUUUGUAAAGUGUACUUAAACUUGUAACCAGGUGCCUUGUACAUCGGGUAAUAUAUUUUUUUAAAUUUUUUUUUGGUAUAAAUAAUAUUUUUUGUACAUGUAACUAAUCUAGUUUAUUUAUAUAAAUAUUCAAUCUUUAUUGAACCAUUACCAUGCUUGUGUUUUUACAGUAUGAGUAUCAAAUUAAUAAUGUUGAAAUUUAUACGGAUCAUUAAACUUCUGAUUUCACGGUUAUUAACAUGAGUAUUAUAAAAGUAACCGCACCUUUGUGUGUCAUGCACUUUUAUUGUUAACAUAACUAUUAGAUUAUUCAUUGGUCAUAAAUACCGUAUAUAAUAUAGUAUUUUAAGUUUAUUGUAAGGCUGUUUAAUAAUUAAGAUGAGAAAUUUAUCGAACUUAAGUAAACAUACACACGGUACAAUGUAAUGCUUUAACAUUCCAAUUAUUGUUUUUAAUUAUUUGUUAAUUAAUUGUUUAUUAUUGACAUCAGUAUUUAAAAUGAUUGAAUUCAAAUUUUUACCUUCUAGUCAGUAAUUGAUUUAACCAAUCUUGAAAUUUUGUUGGUAUUAUCUAUUUGACAUUAUAAUUUUAUUGUUUUCUUAUGAAUUUAUAGUGUAAACAAUAUUCACUAUCUAAACACAACCUGUUAGAUCUCUGUGUGUACUGAUCCUUUUUUACUGCUCCAAUACAAACUAUUGUACUUCAUAAUUAUAUACCUGUAAUGUAAGGUUUUUUUUUUUUUACUUAUUAUUAAUGACAAAUUGUAUUAUUUUUUUUUUUGUUUUUUUCACUUGUUCAAUAUACAAUUAACACAAAUUAAUUACUAAUGUACACUUAUGUAAUUUAUUAUACUAUGUGAUAUUCAUUUUUAUUGAAAUACAGUUCAUAUCGCUUCAACCACCAUA